AUGGCUUCGAAAACUCUUCAGGAAAUCUUCUCGUAUCUGCUCAAAAAUGAGGAAGAAUACAUCAAGCACCUGGCAGAUACUGUUGCAAUUAAAAGUGUUUCAGCUUGGCCAGAAACCAGAGGAGACAUUGUCAAGAUGGUCAACCAUGUUGCUGAGGAGUUAAAGAGGAUGGGUGCAAGUGUUGAGCUAUGUGACAUUGGUGAGCAGACUCUCCCAGAUGGUCAAAAAAUUCCUUURCCUCCUAUUCUUUUAGGGAAUCUAGGAAAUGACCCUUCCAAGAAAACGGUCUGUAUCUAUGGGCAUUUAGAUGUCCAGCCUGCUUUAAAGGAAGAUGGAUGGGACACAGAUCCUUUUGUCUUGAAAGAAAUUGAUGGGAAGCUGUUUGGAAGAGGAUCAACUGAUGACAAANNNNCAGUGUUGUGUUGGUUACAUGUGAUUGAGGCAUACCAGAAGACUGGACAUGAGUUGCCAAUCAAUAUCAAGUUUUGUUUUGAAGGCAUGGAAGAAUCUGGCAGUGAGGGAUUAGAUGAUUUGAUUAUGUCCAAAAAAGACACUUUCUUUAAGGGUGUUGAUUAUGUGUGCAUAUCUGAUAAUUAUUGGCUWGGAAAAGUCAAUGGUAAGAUACUGGUUCCUGGUAUAUAUGAUUCAGUUGCUAAGGUGACACCAGAUGAGAGGGAUUCUUAUGAURACAUUGACUUUGAUUUGGAAGAUUACAGGAAUGACAUUGGUCACAAUAAGCUGUUACAUGAUAACAAGACUGAUCUACUUAUGCACAGAUGGCGUUACCCUUCUCUAUCCAUACAUGGAAUUGAAGGAGCAUUCUAUGAACCAGGAUCCAAGACUGUCAUUCCUCGCAAGGUGAUUGGUAAAUUUUCAAUUCGUCUUGUUCCCAACCAACAACCUGCAGAGAUUGAAAAGCUCGUGACUGAUUACUUGAACAAGAAACACGCUGAAAGCAAAAGUCCCAAUGAYUUCAAGCUUACUAUGGGACAUGGUGGUUUACCGUGGAUGAGUGAUUUUAACCAUCCUCAUUACAUUGCUGGAAGAAAUGCCACAAAAGCAGUGUAUGGAGUGGAGCCUGAUCUCACUCGUGAAGGAGGCAGUAUACCCGUGACGUUGACCCUUCAAGAAGCUACUGGCAAGAACGUAAUGCUACUGCCUGUCGGMUCUUGUGACGAUGGAGCUCACUCUCAGAACGAGAAGAUCAACCGUUCAAAUUACAUCAAUGGGCAUAAACUACUGGCUGCGUACUUUGAAGAAGUUGGAAAGCUCUAAAGAUCACAGCACAAGACGUUAUGAACUUUUAAAAAUAUACUUUGAUGAUAGACUAGUGAAUUCAAAUAAUAAUUAUAUUUUUGACGAGGUACAAAUAAAGCAAUUGAUUGUGAUAAUUGA
Messenger RNA from Exaiptasia diaphana, 1395 nucleotides. RefSeq names its product cytosolic non-specific dipeptidase. The coding region runs from base 1 to 1275 and encodes 424 amino acids. Gene Ontology annotation, biological process: proteolysis. The record is from RefSeq and is a predicted model, not a curated record. Lineage: Eukaryota; Metazoa; Cnidaria; Anthozoa; Actiniaria; Aiptasiidae. The transcript has 16 exons. Gene Ontology annotation, molecular function: peptidase activity.